This is a messenger RNA of Mycotypha africana, 2679 nucleotides long. RefSeq lists its product as uncharacterized. The transcript has 9 exons. The record is from RefSeq and is a predicted model, not a curated record. Bases 230 to 2653 code for a protein of 807 amino acids. NCBI's taxonomy places the organism in Eukaryota, Fungi, Mucoromycota, Mucoromycetes, Mucorales, Mycotyphaceae. Gene Ontology annotation, molecular function: MAP kinase scaffold activity.
AAAAAAAAAAAAAAAAAAAAAAAGAAGAAAUAGCCUUCUUCAAAUGUUAUGGUUAUAGAAGCAAUAUUCUAGGUUGCACUAAUGAGCACAGAGCUUUUUCUUAUUAGUCUCUUGUACUUUCUCUUUUAUCCUCUUCUUCUACUGUUCUUUUCGUAUUAUCGUUCUGAAAUAGAACCUUUUCUCCUGCAGUAGUGUAAAUAAGUUUUUUUCCCCCAAGGAGCAACAUACUAUGUCGUUUUCCAGAUCACCACCACAAUCACCACCGUCAUCGCAUGACGAUUGGCUAUACAGGAAUCCACUAUCCAAAACCUUUUCAACGAGUUCGUCUCGCUCUAUGUCACAUAACUCAAGAGCUCAGUCGUUAGCUUCUGCUCCUGGAAAAACGUUCAGUACAACUGUUAACUUUGAAGCAACAGCUCGUAUCUACCACGCUGAAUUAAAGACAUAUCUGAAAAAUCUGUUGGCCCAAGAGGCUAUUGAAGGGCCCAAUUCACAAAGAGUGAAUGCACGCCAAAAAUUGGUUCGUUUAAGCAAUCUUCAAUUUCAUGAAUUGGCUAUGGAUGUAUACGAUGAAGUUGUACGAAGAAAUAAGAAUGACAAAUACCUUCCUUUUCUGCCUGUGAAAGAAGAUCUUCAUCCGAAACGAAACCAAGCACGGCAAAAGCUCGCGACAUUACCCGUAGCUCGUUUUCAAGAUCUUGCAAGUGAUGUUUACGCUGAAAUAUCAAGACGCUAUCCAAGGCUAAGUAAAAAUGAAGAUGAAUAUUAUAGUCCACCUUUACCGCAAUCACCUAUUUCACCCAUGUAUGGAAAGAUAUAUGCGGAUCAAACUGCUCAACCUCAACCAAGCAAAUCAACCAACAUUGUCCCUGUCAAAAGCACCAUGAAUGUCGAAACAAUAGAAAGAUUUUCUGACGAUGACGACGACCAAAACAGCAAUGUGACGCAUCGUCGUCAAAGAUCGCCAUCCACAUCACCAAUAAAGGAAGGAGCGAAAGAUUACCUUCCUAGGUCAAGUGACGCUAGGUUACCUAAAAAUAAUCAAAAGGAGGCUCAAAAGUUGUCUGCAGAAUACCAUCAUCAAAUCGAUGCUUUAACAGACAAGAUAGCGCAUUUGCAAAAUGAACUGUCUUAUUUUAAAGGGGAAAAUGGCAAUGACGAUGCAGAUAGAAACGUGAUAGAUAAGCUGAGAACGCAAGAACAGGAAAAUCAACGAACCAUUCAUGAACUGGAAGAGCGAUAUAAGAAACUAUCAGCUAAAUACGAGCGAUUGCAGCAGCAGUAUGACCAACAACAGGAUGCUGUACGUGACGUAAAAGCAGAAACAAAACACAUGCUGAACGAGCUGAAGCAUCUCGCUGAAGCAAACGAUGAUUUGCUUUUGGAGAAAGAAAAAGCCGAAAACCAAAUACAGCAAUUGCACGAUGAAAUAAAGGAUCUGCAGCUAAAAUACGAAAAGGCACGGAUUGAGCUACGUAAUGUGAAAGCAUCCUCCAUCAUCGAGCUGAAUAGUAGUAGUGACUUUAUGAAACGAAAUAUUUUACAACCCACCAGAAAUGGCAUCAUUCCUCAAGACCAUCUACUUACGUAUCAAGCAUACAUAGAUGAGCUCUUAACAACUGCUAGGUCAAACGAUCCUUCCCAAGUGAUUCACGUCAUGAAAAACAUAGUCACUGUCUGUAAACAUAUCACGGAAGAGAUCGAGGCUCAAGAAGGAUCCGUCUCUUUAGAUACCAAAAAUUCAUUAUACGAAAUCAAGGCUCAAUUCACAACCUCCCUCUCGGACCUUCUGAUGACAACAAAAUAUCAUGCCAAUGGAAUGGGAAUCAGCCCAGUCUGCUUGUUAGAUAGAUCGGCCAGUCAUCUCACUUCGAACAUUGUAGAGCUCGUGAAGCUUCUUGGGAUGAGUUCUAAACCUGCGUCGAAUUUAUCAACAAGCCCUCCUACGGAUACAGACAAAAUACCAGAAAAAUUAGGCACUUUGUCUUUCUCAUCAUCAACGACAGCCAUAGAGCCCUCUUCCUAUAGAAGCAACAAUGCAUCUCGACGUAUAGGAGGAAAAGAGAAGAGCCAUCAUGGUUCCUAUGAUGACGCAUCCUUCAUCAAGACGCGUCAUGAUAAAGCAUCCUUUCUUAAAACGAGUGAUUCGGCUUUGAGCUUGGAUUUAUCAACAACUCCUGAAGACAGCACAGCCGAUCGUUUUUUAGACUAUAAACAACGGCCAAGUUUCAAAAAAUAUACCUCCAAUAGGCAUGCCAAUGAGGAGAUGACGCCUGAAAAGCUAGUAGCCUAUCUCACAUCGGAAACAGAUAGUAUAGUACAAACAAUCCAGAACCUAUUGAGUGCUUUGAAGCUGCCUCAACAGAAUGGAGAGGUGUACGCUAUCAUUCACAGUAUGAUAAAGAUUGUUUCAAAGAUAAUCGACACUUCAGAAGCUGCAUGUGCUACCUCCAUGGGCCUCUAUUACAAGCGGGACUGCGAACAAAUUUUGCGACAAUUGACAAAGUGUGCUAAACGUAUCAGCGUGAUUCAGAGCGAACAGUUUGUGAGAGGCGCUACACCCACUGCGAAUGCAAAGCGAGAUCUUGCCAAAGAAACUUAUGAAAUAGCCAAAUUUACUAAAGAACUGAUAAGCUUAUUUGAAUCAAAGUAAAUCCAAAAUAAAAGACAGAAAAAGAU